CCCUCUCAGUGUCACACAUGGCCACGCUGUGUUGAAUACGCUCCCUGCCUCAUUCUCAGAAGCUCUCCUCCUCCUCCGCGCUGUGGUGACACAGCCUCUCUCUCUCUCGCUGCCGGGGACAGUGUGCCUCCACUGCCGCUGCCAGCCCAGGAUCUCCUCCGCCGUGGACCCAGCCCGGGGGCUCGAAUCUCAGCCGUGCCUGAGGGCUCCGGACGACCGUCUCUGCCCUCCCUGGAGGCCACAGGAUGGAGGCUCUGGCUCUCUACACGUUCCGCGCCAGCGAGAGUGAUGAGCUCAGCUUCCAGAAGGGCGACGUGCUGAAGAUAACCAACAUGGAGGAUGACCCCAACUGGUACACAGCAGAGCUUAAUGGCAGGAGGGGGUAUGUCCCCAAGAAUUACAUCAACCUGAGGCCACACAUGUGGUUUGCGGGACGGAUCUCCAGGCAGGUGGCAGAGGGACGCCUACAGCAUCGCGAGUGCGGGGCCUUCCUGGUCAGGGAAAGCGAGAGCGCGCCCGGGGAAUUCUCGCUGUCCGUCAGUAGCUAUGGGAACCAUGUACAGCACUUCAAAGUGCUGAAGAACCGCGCUGGGAUGUACUAUGUGUGGGACGAGCCCUUCGACUCUCUCAAUGAGCUGGUGGACUUCUACAAAAGCAACAGUAUCGCCAAGGAGAGGACGGUCUUCCUGCGGGACAGGGAGCGCUCGCACGGGCGAGCUCGCCACGCCCAAGCCCUGCUCGACUUCAACCCCCAGCACACCUCGCAGCUUCGAUUCAUGCGUGGUGAGGUCAUCGACCUCCUGGACUGUUCUGACUCGCAGCGUUGGAAGGGCCGGUGCCACGGCCGUGUUGGAUACUUCCCCCCAGAAUACGUCCAGCCCAUCUAUCACUGACCCCCCCCCCCCCCCCCCCACCCCGCCCCGCCGCUGCAGGAAGCCCGUCUUGGGAGAACAGGCACCUGCACACACUUCAUCCCAGCUUCUUGUCUUGUUCGCUUGAUCCCAUCUGGGGCCUGGACUUUGUACAGAGACAGUCAAUAUUCAGGAGACUGGGAGGAAUGCCUGGAAAGCUGAAACGGGGGGACGAUGAAGAGCAAUCC
Messenger RNA from Paramormyrops kingsleyae, 1099 nucleotides. RefSeq names its product GRB2-related adapter protein-like. Gene Ontology annotation, molecular function: protein binding. NCBI's taxonomy places the organism in Eukaryota, Metazoa, Chordata, Actinopteri, Osteoglossiformes, Mormyridae. The record is from RefSeq and is a predicted model, not a curated record.